AAUCUCAUAUAAGAAGUUACUUUUAUAUUCAGGAAAUUGGAUAUAAAUAUAGUAAGAUGAAUGAUACACAAGAUUUGGAUAAAUGGCGAAAAGAGAGUUAUGAAAAUGAUUUUAUGGUUUGGUUUCAAGAAGUAAAUGAGAUUUGUGAAGAAUAUGAAAAUAUUCGUUAUGUUUAUUUUCAUAGUGUUUGUUUAAAAGAAAAUGAAAUUGAUAACAUUUCUGAAUAUUGUAUGCUAUUAGUUUCUGAAACUAUUGUAUAUUAUGAACAAAUUGAAAAAAUUGAUGAUGAAUUUUGUUACUUUAUUAAUGGUAAUAAACGAGAAAAAGAAGUUUCACCUAAGGGUUAUCUAUAUUGUAAAAUUAAUCAUAAUGAAUUAAUUGGUAAAGUAGAAGAAAUAGGAUUUUUAUAUCCCUUUAAAAAGAAAUUUUUAGAAGAUCUUUCAAAAAGAAUUUGUGAUCAAUGUCUAGAAUUUAAA
Messenger RNA from Dentiscutata heterogama, 476 nucleotides. NCBI's taxonomy places the organism in Eukaryota, Fungi, Glomeromycota, Glomeromycetes, Diversisporales, Gigasporaceae. The record is from the annotation of a GenBank genome assembly.